Messenger RNA from Oxyura jamaicensis (ruddy duck), 2698 nucleotides. Its product is annotated as toll-like receptor 2 type-1. Gene Ontology annotation, biological process: toll-like receptor signaling pathway; immune response; inflammatory response. Bases 16 to 2340 code for a protein of 774 amino acids. NCBI's taxonomy places the organism in Eukaryota, Metazoa, Chordata, Aves, Anseriformes, Anatidae. The record is from RefSeq and is a predicted model, not a curated record. Gene Ontology annotation, cellular component: membrane. Gene Ontology annotation, molecular function: transmembrane signaling receptor activity; triacyl lipopeptide binding; protein binding. The transcript has a single exon.
UGGCAGGUGUGGGCCAUGUACGUGGUCUUGGCUGUCGGUCUCUCUGAGGAACAAGCCCUGAAGCAGGCCUGUCCUUCAUGCGAUGCCACACAGUCUUGCAACUGCUCUUCCAUGGGCUUGGACUUCAUUCCCUCGGGGCUCACGGACAAAAUCAUGGUGUUAGACUUGUCCCGCAACAGGAUAAAGCACAUCCGAGCGCGUGAUCUGCAGCAGGCUGUGAACCUGAGAACCCUGCUGCUGCAGUCCAACAAGAUCAGCUCCAUAGACGAGGACUCGUUUGUCUCCCUGGGGAAACUGCAGCUCUUGGACUUGUCAAAUAACGGCCUUGGUCACUUGUCGCCAGGGUGGUUUGAGCACCUUUCUUCGCUCCAGCGCCUCAGCAUUCAGGGCAAUUGCUACAGGGACCUGGGGGAAAGUUCUCCCUUUUCUAGCCUGAGAAACUUGAGCUCUCUCCACCUGGGCAACCCGCAGUUCUCUGCAAUAAGGCAAGGAAACUUUGAGGGCCUUACGCUUCUCAACCAGCUGUGGAUCGAGGGCAACAAUCUCAGUCUGUAUGAGCCUGGAAGUCUGAAAUCAAUUAAGAAGAUAAAUCACAUGAUCAUAAGCAUAAGAAGGGUCGAUCUGUUCUCAGCAAUUGUUCGGGACCUUCUGCACUCUGCCAUUUGGUUAGAGAUUAGAGAAAUUACAUUGGAUAUUGAAAAUGAAUCACUGGUGCAGAACUCUACACUUCCUUUAAUGAUACAAAAAAUGACUUUUACCAGAGCUUCAUUCUCAGAUAAAUAUGCUAGCCAAGUAAUGCUGUUAUUGAAGGAAAUCACAUCUUUGCGAGAGGUAGAGGCAGUAGAUUGUGUGCUUGAGGGGAAAGGAAUAUGGAAUACUACAGCACUUGAAAGAAGUGGACUAGGUUCUGUUGAAACCGUAUCAGUGACAAAUAUGACUAUUCUGCAUUUUUAUUUGUUUUUUGACCUGAAAGAUUUGGAGUCACAAAUAAGUAAACUGAAAAGACUCAGCAUUGUAAGCUCUAAAGUUUUCAUGGUACCAUGCAGGCUUGCAAGAAAUUUUUCAUCACUUUUGUAUCUUGACUUUCAUGAUAAUUUGCUUGUAAAUAAUCGCUUAAGUGAGACAAUCUGUAAAGGUGCUUGGCCUUCAUUGCAAACUUUAAAUCUAAGUAAAAAUUCUUUAAAAUCCCUAAACCAGACUGCAAAAUAUAUAACUAAUCUACCCAAACUGAAUAAUCUUGACAUUAGCCAAAACAAUUUUGGUGAGAUUCCAGAUGUGUGUGAAUGGCCAGCAAAUUUGAAAUAUUUGAAUCUCUCCAGUACUCAAAUUCCCAAAUUAACGGCUUGCAUUCCCUCAACUCUCGAAGUGUUGGACAUCAGUGCAAACAACCUGAAGGAAUUUAAUCUGCAGCUGCCAUUUCUCAAAGAGCUGUACCUUGCAAAAAACCAGCUGAAGGCCUUGCCUGAUGCGGCAAGCAUUCCUAACUUGGUGGCCAUGUCAAUCAGAAGAAACAAGCUCAGCAGCUUCUCCAAGGAAGGGUUGGAGUCCUUCAGGAAAAUGGAGCGGCUGGAUGCCAGCGCCAAUAACUUUAUCUGCUCCUGUGAAUUCCUCUCCUUCAUUCAGCACCAGGCAGGGAUAGGCCAGGUGCUCGUGGGGUGGCCAGAAAGUUAUAUCUGCGACUCUCCGCUGUCGGUGAGAGGGGAGCAGGUUGGAGCCGUGCAGCUCUCCCUGAUGGAGUGUCACCAGUCCCUGGUGGUGUCCUUGAUCUGCGCUGUGGUUUUCCUGGUCAUCCUCAUCCUGGUGGCCAUCGGGUACAAGUACCACGCAGUCUGGUACAUGAGAAUGACAUGGGCAUGGCUCCAAGCCAAGCGGAAGCCCAAGCGACCCCCGCCAAAGGACAUCUGCUACGAUGCUUUUGUCUCCUACAGCGAGAACGACUCCAACUGGGUGGAAAACGUCAUGGUGCAGGAGCUGGAGCAGGCGUGUCCCCCCUUUAGGCUGUGCCUCCAUAAGCGGGACUUUGUGCCCGGGAAGUGGAUUGUGGAUAACAUCAUUGACUCCAUCGAGAAGAGCCACAAAACGCUCUUUGUGCUGUCGGAGCACUUUGUGCAGAGCGAGUGGUGCAAGUACGAGCUGGACUUCUCGCACUUCCGCCUGUUUGAUGAGAACAAUGAUGCGGCGAUUCUCAUCCUCCUGGAGCCCAUCCAGAGCCAAGCCAUUCCCAAGAGGUUCUGCAAACUGCGGAAGAUAAUGAACACAAAGACCUACCUGGAGUGGCCUCAUGAAGAAGAGCAGCAGGAGAUGUUUUGGGAAAACUUGAAAGCAGCUUUGAAAUCAUAGGACAAGCUAAUGGUUCUUGUUUCAGUGUAUUUACACAAAGGAUAUAGGUCAGUGUUUAUUCCUGCUAAUAAAUUUAUCUUUCUUAUUUUUCUGCCUAACAAAAACUGGCUUUCCUGUGGAUAGUCAUGUUAAUAAAUGAAAUAGAGCCACUUUAGGCUUUCCAGUGAUUUGAUAUUCUGAUCAUCUCUGCUAGUAACGGUGAUAUUUGGAAGUCAAGCUUGAUUUUAAAUACUUUUUCUAAAUACAUUUAGCUGAAUUUAGUGUUUUUCUGUACUCUUUCCUACUGUCACCAUAUCACUGAUUAGUUCCUGACAAUCCUUUUGUAGUUUACAAUUGAAAAUAAAUCCAAGUUCUUCAA